Eruca vesicaria subsp. sativa (arugula) is the source of this 1134-nucleotide messenger RNA. Lineage: Eukaryota; Viridiplantae; Streptophyta; Magnoliopsida; Brassicales; Brassicaceae. The record is from the annotation of a GenBank genome assembly.
AAAAUAUCCAAACCAUUUAGCGAUUCUUAACCGUUCUGCGGUUCGCCGGAGACUUUAAUGGCGAGCCAAGGAAUGGUGUCUCUAUGCGUUAUGACUCCAAGAGUCCCCCUCAAGAACCCAAAGAAACGGUUAUGUCAUCACCGUGUCUUAUGUUCAAAGCUAUCUCAAUGGGAACCAUCAACUCUUACUCAAUCUUCUACAGAAGAAGCUGGUGGUUUAGUAUUAGAAAAAACCAAGAACGUGUUCGAGUCUAUUGUAUCCGAGUCCGAAGAGGAGGAGAAUGUAGUUUCAACGCAGCUUUUUAAAUGGCCAAUAUGGAUUUUAGGCCCAUCUGUUCUACUCACAACCGGUAUGGCACCUACUCUAUGGCUUCCAUUAUCAUCGGUUUACAUCGGUUCAAAAGUGGUUAGUGUGCUUUCACUGAUCGGUUUGGAUUGCAUUUUCAACCUCGGAGCAACGCUUUUUUUACUAAUGGCUGAUUCUUGCGCACGUGCGAAAGACACAUCGCAACCUUGCGAGAGUCAACCACCGUUUAGUUACAAGUUUUGGAAUGUUUUUGCACUCUUAACCGGGUUUCUCGUACCAAUGAUACUUCUCUUGGGAUCCAAAACCGGUUUACUCGGUUCACUCCAACCUGAGGUUCCUUUCUUGUCUGUGGCUGUUCUCCUCUUCCCUUACUUCAUCCUCCUCGCGGUUCAGACGCUAACGGAGAUCCUCACGUGGAGCUGGCAAUCACCGGUUUGGUUAGUGACGCCAGUUGUCUACGAGGCGUACCGAGUUUUGCAGCUGAUGAGAGGGUUGAAACUAAGCGCAGAGGUUAAUGCACCGGUUUGGGUGGUUCAUAUGAUUCGUGGGCUUGUGUCUUGGUGGGUGUUGAUCGUGGGGAUGUGCAACUCAUGAGAGUUGCUUGGUUUGCUGGUUUUGCAUCUCGAACAACAACAACAACUCAGCAACCAGAAUCACCUGUUGCUUCAGAGUAAAGACAGUUUCUUUCGUUUACCUUUGAAGCCAAUCAUGUCAGAAGAAAGAUCUGUAACUCUUUAUGGUAUGUAAUUAUGUAAAGCUUUUAUUGUUGGUGAUUAUAACAAAAAACAUAUUUCUUUAUAUUCGAUUUUAUAAAUUUGUACAUUUUUC